Messenger RNA from Juglans microcarpa x Juglans regia, 1592 nucleotides. RefSeq lists its product as uncharacterized. The transcript is spliced from 2 exons. Bases 219 to 1367 code for a protein of 382 amino acids. NCBI's taxonomy places the organism in Eukaryota, Viridiplantae, Streptophyta, Magnoliopsida, Fagales, Juglandaceae. The record is from RefSeq and is a predicted model, not a curated record.
UUUGAGCCCACCAAAACUACUUAUCGACAUCUCCUGUCGGCUGUCAGAACCCAAAGCCACACCACACGCCUCUACUCUCGACUCCUCACACAGUCACGCAAAUCAUACCCAUUUUCCACCACGAGACCCCUCCUUAACACCCUUUAGCGCAUUCAGUGCCCCCGUCCAUGGCUUCCUCCCAUGUGAACUACUCUCCAUGAUCAUCACUGCGAACCCACAUGUUCAGUUACAGAGCCAGCUCUAGCUCUCUCAAGCCCUUUGUGUUUCUGGAAGUUGUUGAGUUUGUAAAGAAGAAAUUGAUGAAAAUGGAAGUUGCUUAUGGUACACCACCUAGAAAUAGAUUGGAUCAUUUGAAAAAAGACGGAUCCGAAAAGACCCAUUUGCGAAAAUUGGAGUUGGAUUCCUCUGAUAACGUCACUGUGCCUAAUUCCCAGUUCCGUUCAAUGAAUGCCUUGGAGAUCUUAAGAGAAUCAGUUAAGAUUCUCCGCUACAAUCUGUCGGGGUUUAUGAUGAUUACUGCAUUGCUCAUCUGCCCCGUAGCUGCCGUUUUUCUACCCAACGUGUUAGCAAAUCAUUCGAUUGUGAGGAGACUGAUUAUUGAGCUUUUGUUGGUGGCCAAGUCCAGUGGACUGCCUCUCACGCCUCUUGUGAAACAGUCAUGCCAGCGUUUCGCAGAGAUGGUUGUUUCAUCAGCAAUGUGCUUCCCCUUGUACAUCACGAUGUCUUUGUUAUCAAAAGCUGCAGUGGUUUAUUCGGUAGAUUGUAGUUAUUCCAGGAAGAAGUUCUCUGUGUCUAAAUUUUACGUGAUCAUUGCCAAGAUUUGGAGGCGUCUAGUUUCGACCUAUUUGUGGGUCUGCAUUUUGGUUGUUGGCUGUGUCACAUUGUUUUGUGUUCUACUUGUUGCCGUGUGCAAUGCAUUUGCUGUAAUUGGGUUGUCUCCGGGUAUGAUUGUCUACGCUGCAGUAAUGGCAGGGCUUGUUUUCUCGGUCAUCUUUGCCAAUGCAAUCAUUAUUUGCAACAUUGCUAUUGUGAUUUCAGUGUUGGAGGAUGUUUCAGGACAUCAUGCAAUGCUGCGGUCCAGUGUGUUGAUUAAGGGUCAGACUCAAGUGGGUCUUUUGAUAUUUCUCGGAUCCACUAUUGGGAUGGCUUUUAUUGAGGGGUUGUUUGAGCAUAGAGUGAAGACACUUAGCUAUGGAGAUGGGUCUUCAAGGAUUUGGGAAGGGCCUCUUUUGGUGGUAAUGUAUUCAUUUGUGUUGCUAAUUGAUUCUAUAAUGAGUGCGGUUUUCUACUUCAGUUGUAUAUCUUCCAAUGUAGAAGCUGACAUAACAGAAACAAUGGCUACUUCUGCUGAAAGGGUGGGCAUUUAAUGAUAUUACCUUGUAAAUAUAUGAUAUAUCAGUAAGAGUUUUAGUUUGAAUGUCAUGAAAAUUGGAGCACAUAGAGAUAAUUAUGAUAUUGAUGCCAUGCAUUUAAGCACCGUUAAUGAGGAUCAGUGUAAUGGCAUGAGAGUGUAUCUUCACAAGCAAAUUUGUAGCAGGUGGUAGCCACAAAUGCCUCCUGAUUCUUGGAUGGAUAUUUGACUUUUGAGUACA